AGGUUAUGGAGCUGUGCACAUGCCGAAUGUGACUUUUUACUUCUCAGGAUGGAGCUAAAUACUUUUCUGAGUGGAGCUCAGAUCGACGUCCUCUCUACGGUGUACAUAGUUUUACUCACUCCCAGUGUGAUUGGGAGUUUCUCCGUCCUGGUGGUUUCCAUAGCAAGAUGGCAGCAUCUAAAAGAACAGGUACACAUCCUGGUGCAGCUUGCUCUCGCCGACCUCCUGGCUGCUCUGAUCUUGAUGUCCAUGAGUCUCAUGAACAAAAUACCGACUGUCAACAGUAUAGUCAUCUGCCAAUAUGGCCUGCCGCUGUCACUGACAUUUUAUUUCAUUUCAUUCCUGCUGGUGGUCGCUUAUGCCUGGAAGUCAAAGAAUGUAAUCCAAGGAUGGAGAGAAAGACCAGCGGAUGAUGAGGGGGAUCUGAAUACAUGUAGAAGAGAAGAAAUAGUCAUACCUGUGUAUGCCAUUGUGUGGAUGAUCCCACUUGCACUUUACUUAGCAUAUGUGCUCACUCCUUUCAUGAAAGCUACUUUGCUGAUUCCAGCCACCAGCGGCGUGCCAAAUGGGGUCAUCAGUAACGAUAGCACGUACUGCACCAGUUGUAUUUUGUUCUUGCACGUCUGGAGGAAUUCCUGCUCAGAUGUUGAGACAAUCCAUGACGUUUUCAUCAGAGCUUUUCUUUUCAUUGUGGUGAUACCAGUGAUGGUGUCUUGCUCUAUUAUUUACUAUAAGAUUGGUAAGUGGUAUGAAAGACGAGAUCCGGAGGGGCUUUUCCCAGUGGAGGGAGAUGGGCGUUCAAGAAGAAGAAUGAAAAGAGCAAUUUCUACCGCAAGGAAUAUGGUGACAGUCAUCCUAAUCUGCUGGGCACCAGCGCUUUUCCUCAUCCUGCUAUCUACCUUGUUGAUGAGAACAAACGUUGAACAACGCAGUUUAUUUGGUUUUUAUAUGAUACAGGCUGCCAGCGUGUCUCUACAAGGUUUCCUGAACAGCAUGGUGUACGCCUGGAGAAGGCCCAACUUCACGGAGGCCGUUCUUGGAGAGAGCACACCCUUGGUGGCCUAUAACCACAUGCCCUUUUUUGAUGAGUCAUUGAGGACCUCGUUUUAAUGCUUUGGACUAUAAACACAUCGAUGGACAAUGUCGUGCUGCAAUACAUCAUUCUGGCCUUAAGAGCCCGGUCUGCCUGCACACUUUGGACUGAAAGGAGUUUUUUUUGUGGACUGAAGAUGAAAAAACACCGAACAAAGUGAUGAAGGAAACUCAAAGACUUUAAACAAGCUGUUGCUGUAUUUUCAUUUUCAGCUGCUGAUGCUGACGUGUACUAAGUCAUAGUGCAGCAGCACCUUUUUUUAGUACGGCCAAAAAACUGCUUGUAUAGUUUUAUUAAAGGUUUAUAAAGAUGUUAUUUUGCAAUUACAAACCUAUUUGUGUGUUUAAUUUCUAUUAUAUUAUGUUUUACCACAUUUAUUUAUU
Oreochromis aureus is the source of this 1476-nucleotide messenger RNA. RefSeq lists its product as uncharacterized. Gene Ontology annotation, molecular function: G protein-coupled receptor activity. The coding region runs from base 49 to 1110 and encodes 353 amino acids. NCBI's taxonomy places the organism in Eukaryota, Metazoa, Chordata, Actinopteri, Cichliformes, Cichlidae. Gene Ontology annotation, cellular component: plasma membrane. Gene Ontology annotation, biological process: adenylate cyclase-activating G protein-coupled receptor signaling pathway. The transcript is spliced from 12 exons. The record is from RefSeq and is a predicted model, not a curated record.